Messenger RNA from Rhincodon typus (whale shark), 5272 nucleotides. It is a transcript of the gene mdga2a, whose product is annotated as MAM domain containing glycosylphosphatidylinositol anchor 2a. Bases 1 to 2844 code for a protein of 947 amino acids. Lineage: Eukaryota; Metazoa; Chordata; Chondrichthyes; Orectolobiformes; Rhincodontidae. Gene Ontology annotation, molecular function: protein binding. The transcript has 17 exons. Gene Ontology annotation, biological process: homophilic cell-cell adhesion. The record is from RefSeq and is a predicted model, not a curated record. Gene Ontology annotation, cellular component: plasma membrane.
AUGAAGUAUUUCAUCUCUCCGCCAACUGUGAGCAUCAUGCAUUCUGGUCAAGCAUGUAACAUAGAAGAAGAAAGAUAUACAGAAAGAGUGUACACAAUUCGGGAAGGAGAAACCUUGGAGCUAACCUGCCUUGUUAGAGGUCACCCUCGGCCACAGAUCAGAUGGACGAAAACAGCAGGAAGUGCCUCUGACAGGUUCCACGACAACAGUGUCUUCAAUGAGACCCUGAGGAUCACAAAAAUCCAGCGUCACCAGGGAGGCCGUUACUACUGCAAGGCUGACAAUGGCUUGAGUACCCCUGCAAUCAAAUCCAUCAGAGUAGAUGUAUACUAUUUGGAUGAUCCUGUACUGACGAUACAUCACAGUAUAGGUGAAGCAAAGGAAUUGUUUUACUUUGAAAGAACUGUGUUCCUUAGGUGUUCAGUCAAUUCAAAUCCCCCUGUCCGAUACAGUUGGCGUCGAGGAAGAGAAAUUCUAUCACAGGGAUCAGACAAGGGAAUUGAGAUCUAUGAACCCUUUUUUACCCAGGGUGAAAUAAAGAUCCUGAAAUUGAAGAAUCUACGUCCUCUGGAUUAUGCGAAUUAUAGUUGCAUUGCAUCAGUCAGAAAUGUUUGUAAUAUCCCUGACAAGAUGGUUUCAUUCAAGCUCAGCAAUGCUACUGCUUCCCCUUCCAUCAAGUUGUUGGUUCCUGAGCAUAUUGUAGUAAACCCUGGGGAUUCACUUUCGAUGGUGUGCGUCACGACUGGAGGAGACCCCCCUCCCACCCUAACCUGGAUCAAGGCCAUUGGACCUCUUCCUAAAACAAGUGUCUUGAAGGGAGGGACAUUAACGUUGCACUCAAUCAAUGCUGAGGAGGCCGGAGCUUACAGCUGCCUUGCUAACAACAAUGUGGGCAACCCUGCCAAAAAGUCAAGUACAAUCACUGUAAGAGCUCUGAAAAAGGGACGUUUCUGGAUUACGCCAGAUCCAUACCAUGAUGAUGACAACAUUCAGAUUGGCCGUGAAGUUAAAAUUUCCUGUCAGGUGGAGGCCAUUCCCCCAGAUGAGUUGACAUUCUCUUGGUUCAAGAAUGGACGUCCCCUUCGGAGUUCAGAAAGGAUGGUUAUCUCAACAACAGAUCCUGACGUCUCACCUGGCACGACCAGCCUGGACAUUAUUGACCUGAGGUUCACUGAUUUUGGAACAUACACUUGUGUAGCAUCUCUAAAUAGCCAGGCUGUACCUGACAUCAGCAUUGACGUAAACAUCUCCAGCAGUACUGUGCCACCAACUUUAUCCGUCCCGAAAGGAAGGUCACCAAUGGUUGCACGAGAAGGUGACACGGUGGAGCUACAGUGUUUGGUUUCUGGAAAACCCAAACCCAUAAUUCUUUGGUCCCGCUUUGAUAAGGAAAAAGAAAAGGAGCUCCCAAUGCCUGAUGGCACCAUGCAGAUGGAAAGCUAUGAUGGAUUACUACGCAUUGUCAAUGUGUCGAGGGAUAUGAAUGGAAUAUAUAAAUGCCAAACAAGCCAGUAUAAUGGGUUUAAUGUGAAACCAAGGGAAGCAGCCGUGCAGCUUAUUGUACAGUACCCACCAAGUGUGGAGCCUACAUUUCUGGAGAUUCGACAGGGUCAAGGCAGGAGCAUUACCAUGACUUGCAGAGUGCUGAAAGCUUACCCAACCCGCGUUUUGACCUUCGAAUGGAAGCUGGGCAAUAAGAUCUUAUUAACGGGGCGAUUUGAGUCACAGGAUUAUACGCAGAUCAGAGUGGACAAUCUUUCCAAAGACAGCUAUGGAGUUUACAACUGCAGCAUAAUCAAUGAAGCUGGCGCUGGCACGUGUAGUUUCCUUGUGACAGGUAAAGCUUAUCCUCCUGAAUUCUAUUAUGAUACGCCAAACCCACUCUGGCAAAACCGAGCACGCGUGUACUCCUAUAUGUUGCAGUGGACUCAGAUGAACCCGAAUGCUGUUGACCGUAUCCUUGCAUAUCGUUUGGGGAUCAGGCAGACUGGCCAACAGCGUUGGUGGGAACAAGAAAUUUCAAUGAAUACUAUGAUCCAAUCAGGAGAAUUAAUCACACACAACUUGACUGAACUACUGAAGCCUGAGGCCUAUGAAGUUCGCUUGACACCGAUCACACGAUUUGGAGAAGGUGAUUCCACCAUUCGAGUCAUUAAGUACACUGAUGCUCCCAUGACAAAUCCACAUUUAGGAGAAUUCAACUGUGCAUUUGAAAACGAGAAGAUCUGUGGGUUCACACAAGAUCGGCUUGAUAAUUUUGACUGGACGAGACAAAGUGCUUCAACCCGGAACCCAAAAUACACUCCAAAUACUGGACCCAGCGCUGACCGAAGUGGCUCCAAGCAAGGUUUCUACAUGUAUAUAGAGACUUCUCGCCCUCGAACAGAAGGUGAAAGGGCUCGACUCCUAAGUCCUAUUUUCAGCACACUGCCUAAAAAUCCAUAUGGAUCCAUUAACAGUGCUUACUGUGUCAGCUUCUACUAUAACAUGUAUGGAAAGCACAUAGGUACUUUGAAUGUGCUUUUGCGAUUCAAAGGAUUCAAAGGAUCAACCGUAACUGAAAAUCUCAUCUGGACUAUGUCCGGAAACCAAGGGGAACAGUGGAUGCAUGCAAAUAUCAACAUCAAUCCAAGUGGAACUUUCCAGCUGAUAUUUGAAGGUAUUCGGGGGCCCAGUAUAGAAGGGGACAUCGCAAUUGAUGACGUUACUGUAACAGAAGGUGAAUGCAGGAAAAUAGACCAGCCUGUCAACAAUUUAAAAACUGGUGGUGAAGCCUCCGUAUUAAUACAUAUAUGGCUGUUUCCAGUCACUCUUCUCAUUGCCAUGCUAAGCCAUCGAAGGUGACCUUAUUAUGGCAGAGGCUGUGAAAAGAUUCAUCAGGCAUUGCACAAAGGAUGAAUCUUUAUCCAUGGACCUUUGAGAAUAAUUACCAAAGAUUCAUCAGCUGAUUGCAGACUCAAACUGUACAUGUGAUGGUGGAAGGCAUCAUGGGAUCGGGAAGGAUGCCGGAAUUAAACAAAACAAAUUAAAAAAUGUAUAUGUGUAAAGUGGUGAACCCAAGAAAGAGAAGAGCUUUCCAUGUUGCCUCAGAGGGAUUUGAAAAUACAACUGCAUCAAGAUGGACUCUGAAAAGAGCUAUAGAAAUCCUGUCAAAGCACAAAGAUCUGGCUAGUUUUAUUACAGUUGGAUGGAGAUGCUUGUCAUCAGGAGACAUAAUGGCUGACCAACAAAGGGAUUUCCUACUGGAAACAGGGUAAAAGAAGUGCUGACAAUUACUUGCCUUCAGAGUUUUCAGCAAAGCAUUCGAUAACUGUGGCUGUCUAUUCUGCUGUGAAUACCUGAUCUCUCAACCGUCUGUAGCAAAUGUUUUAUUCCUUUCCCACCUCUUCACUGUUAGCUUUGCUGUGCUUUAUUAUAUGUUUGGUGUCUCUGCAUGCAUUUCUGCCCACUGUAUGUGAACUGGGGCUCAAAUAGUACUGGGCUAUAUAAGAGUAGCUUGUGGCCACGAUAACACAACCAGUCAUCUGUCUGAAGUGAGGAACCUAAACCACCCACUGUUCAUGACAUGCCAUAAAACUAAGUGCCUUCAAUUUGGAAAAAAAAGUAUGUAGAAGAAUUGCCUGAAUCAUUUAAAUACAAAACACUUUGCACUGCUAAUAAUGGAGUGUGUGGAACCUUUUGUAUAUGUGUUGCAGCUGAUUCCUAGAACUAACAGGCAAGGAAAGCAAACAACCACUGCAUCGUUCCUCCAAGAGAAACUCGAGUUACAAUCAAAGUCCUUGGACAAGGCAUUCAGUUAAAGCCAUCAAGGUGGCUUGCAACCUGCGAUCCCAUGAAAAAUUGGGAGCACCACUUUGUACAGUUAUUGAGUGCAAAUGCGAUGACCAGAGCAAAGGUCUCUGGAAAUGUGCACAAUGCAGAAGUAGCAAACAGAUGAUGGAUUGUACUUAUUUACAGUAAUCUCCAUUCAGAUUGAAAAAUAGGCAGUCUGUGUGAAACUGCUUUAGUGACAAGACAAACUGUGCAGAAUCACCCUGUGAUUUUUAAGCUUGCAAGCACGGAAUUUUCUUUGGGAUUGAAGACUUGAUGCAAGACUGCAAGAAGGCAACAUGCCUCUGCCCCAUUAUCCAAAUCUGUGCCGAUUGUUACAUCUUAUUUUCCUACUUUAACAGGGGUGGAAAAUGUAAUGUUGCCUUUGGAACUCAAGACGAAAAGGACAAGGUCACAAUCAAGUCACAUGAAAACACUUCAGACCUUAGCCAAGUGGUCUCAAAUUGUUCUUGACUACUCUCAUCUUGCUGGUUUUAAAAUUCUGUGAUCCUUUUUGUUUAAAUUAUUUGAUCUUUUAAAUUAAUUCAAAAAAUACUUUUUAGUAUAAAGAUUGCAUAAUUAUACACUCUGAAAUCCCAAGCAUUGACAAAAAAAAACUAUAUGCAAGAAUUUGGAUUAGAAUUAUAAACAAAACAGCAUUGGAGAAUUUGUGUGAUCCAGAGCAUUGAUAUAAAAAGCACAAGAUGUAAUAAAUGAUGAUGAGGCUUGAAGUUUUAUUUUAAAUUCCAUAGAAAAUGUGUCCAUAUUCAAGACAAUAUGGCUGCCGAGAUGAUUUUUCAUUCAUGUUCAAUAAACCUCUUUUCAGGUAUGGUGUGACUUAUUGCAUGUCUGAUUGCUCAAAUGGGAGAUUUUAAUUAAAACAGAGAUCUAAUGAGAUUCUACUAAGCCCUUAAACUUGCAAAGUUAUGUUUUUUUCUGCAGAAUUCAUUUGCUCAUUCCCACAGCUAACCUCAGCUCUGGUACAUUGCAUUUGAUGUGGAUUUCUCUGAAUCCUUUCUCAAAAACUAUUCUUGUGUUAUUUAAUCUCAUUUUUUCUUUAUAUCAUUGUCUUAUUCAUUUGUGAAAUAGCAAGUUUCCUGUAGCCCUCAAUCCAACUGUUCACAUGACUCUCGUCAAUCAUUUCCAUUUGCUGUUUUUGACUAAAAACAAUGUUUAGUUUACCAAAUUCACAAAUUGAGCUGAAAUAAUAGUAUUCUUUUUAUUAAGCAAUUGUAAUAAUCAUCACUGGCCUCCUUGAUUAAAUAGGCUAAUAAUUUCAGGGAAAGAAAAUUUCCUGUUAUCUUUGUGUUGUAGAUCUGGCUCGUUUCAAGUAUUUUUCUGUCUGCUUUUCUAAUAGAUAAAUGAGCUUUUUUUUUCUCUAUCUAGAAUUAGCCGCAAGAGAAUUACAAAUUUCAAACAAAAGCAGCUGAUGACAAAAAUGAUAACUGGUACAAAUACAAUA